This is a messenger RNA of Coregonus sp. 'balchen', 2984 nucleotides long. Lineage: Eukaryota; Metazoa; Chordata; Actinopteri; Salmoniformes; Salmonidae. The record is from the annotation of a GenBank genome assembly.
GUCUCACCAAAGAAGAAGUUCACCAAAAUGGCAGCGCAGCAACAACCCGGUGGACCGAUUCCCCAAGUUGGAAUACAGCAAGCUGCUACACUUCAACAACAGCAGUUGAGUCAACAGCAAGAUUUCGACCCUGUUCAUCGAUUCAAAAUGCUUAUUCCACAAUUAAAAGAGAGCCUCCAGGUACUCCGCGUUUUGUUUACAUGAGCUGGUAACAAUGGCUGAUCAGUCAGUCAGGUCUCUUCACUGCCACACAGAGGGGAAAAGGGGAAUUUUAGACCAACCUUUACUUGGCGAUCCUUCCAGUAAUCCAACAAUGUGUACGCUGCGAUCUGUCUAUUUCAAAUCUUCUCAUUGAUUGAGACAGGUGAGUGUCAUUCAACCAGUGGUUACUUUGGGAGGUGGGGGGUCCUGUUCGGGGCGUACGGGUGGCACUCAGCCAAGGAUGUAGCCAGCUGACUAGCUCAAGAGAACUCGAGCCUUAACCAGCCUUAGAGUUGUCAAUCAGGCAUAUAACAACUGGAUCAAUUAACUACAAUACUGACGCUCAGUUGUAACGUUUAGGAACGUUAAUAAUCCUGCUUGCGAUACGGUUUUGGAAAACCUUUAAACGUAACUUUCACAUCAGCGAGAAAUAAUCUUUCAAAUGCAAAAGAUGAACUUACUGUAGGCAGUUUAGCAAAGUUGCAUGCUGGUUGCACUCCCGGCAGAAAUUAACAACACUGGGCAAACCGAGGUAAGAAACUUACUACCCAGUUAAGCGCCCAGUGACAAGGGGAGGAAGCUAAAAACCCUGGUUUAAAAUGGUCCAACUGGCAAAUUUUUGGUAGAAUAGAAAGCUGUGAACCUACUCUUUUAACAGUGGCAAUUAAACUGCUUUCAAAAGUGUUUUCCCAUGACUGCAUUAAUUAAGAAUGUUGUGCAAUGACUGGCCAUCCAUGUUUUUCCCUCUGUGCCACUCGCAAUUUGAAAGCGCCCAGAGGAAUAUUAUUUUCUCCCAUAUAAUGCGACAAGCUGACCAAUUGAAUAGGUAAACUCUUCUACUAUGGGGUUGUCUGCUGUUGAUUACUCAUGUUGUUGGCUGAGGAAAUAUUCAAUGUGAACAACAACAAUUUUUCAUUAUAUAAUUCAAAAUUAGCAUUACCAAAGGUGCCAGAGCCCCACCUGUCUCUGAUUUGGAUCAUAUGUGCAGGGUCUAGGACCCUGCCCAAUUCAACCACUGCAUUCAAGAUUUCUGAGUCGCAUUCAUGACAUGCAGAACUUUGGGGUGGACACCCACCUGUCUCAAUCAAUGAGAGAAUAUUUUAAAUAGACAAGAUGGCGGCGUACACAUUGUUGGAUUACUUCAUGGAGCAAAACAUUGAUUUAAUAACAGUGCAUUUUUAUGAAUUCAAAUGAAACAUCUGCAACUAGCAAUGCGUUGUCUUGCAUCUCGGGAAUUGAGGAAGUAUCGACAAGUAAAGGUUGGUCAAAUUCUCUGUGCUAUGCUUUACACUACCUCAAUAAUAAUGCCUAUCAGCCAGCUGGAACAGUAGUAAUAGUCUGACUAGGCAAUAUUUUUAAUGACUACCUUUUUAAGUUGAACUGCAAAUAGUGGUCAGAGACAGAGAAUAGGGGGAUAAUGCUUUUUAAUGGAAUAUAAUAUGUUUGCAUAGUAACAAAAUAUUAUGCAUAUAGCUAUGUACAGGUAUUGCAAAAUGUAGCUAAACCGAAUAUAGGCUAACUAAGCAUUAUUUUCUGUCUAGAAUGUCAUGAAGAUUGCCUCUUUAAAUUUGGGACAUAAUACAUCAAUUGACAAUGGCAUGUAAGUACCCUUUUUCCCCAAACUCUAAAUGGCACAUACAGUUUAUAAGUGUGUAUUUUCUGGAGCUGGAGAUGCACAACUUUCCUAAUGCCUUUGUGUUUCAGAAAGAGCAGUGAUGCCAGUGUACAGCGGUUUGACAAGAGUCUGGAAGAGUUUUAUGCCCUGUGCGAUCAGCUGGAACUCUGCUUAGUAAGGCACACACACACAAAAUGAAAUUGUUCACCACCUCUUAUUACUACACAAAUGUCUUAUUUCUAUUUGGCUUUUAGAGUGCAGAGCAUAAUUCACCAUAACAUACAGUAUAGUUUAUAAAUCGAUAAAGCUGGCAGCCUGGUCAUCCGCUCACUAUUACUCCUCUUUUCUUCCCCCAUAGCGGCUUGCCUACGAGUGUUUAUCCCAGAGCAUUGACAGUGCCAAACACUCUCCUAACCUGGUCCCAACAGCCACCAAGCCUGACACCGUACAGACAGAGUCCCUGUCCUACUCACAGUACCUCAGCAUGAUCAAGUCACAGAUCUCCUGCGCCAAAGACAUUCACAACGCUUUAUUGGAGUGCUCCAAGAAAAUCGCAGGAAAGGGCCAGCCACAAGGAAUCCUGUAGAAAUGGGCAUUUCAUUAUACUAUCACAUGGUUGUUCCUUUUUCUAAAGUUAUUUGUAUUUUUUUUUGUAAUGAUUGAUAAGGACAUACAAAGUUGAUUCACUGUUUAACGGAUGCCCCUCUUCACUUUUCUUCCACCCCAAAAUCUGAAAAGUAGCAAAAAUAAUGUCCUCAAGCAUCAAGUAAUGAGAUACACAACUUCCUCAUAUUAUGGAAAACAAACUGUGCCUCAGACCCGGCCAAUCAUGUUUUCAACAACGCUAUCCCACGUUUGACAACAAUGGGGUCUUGACGAAGUCACUAGGCGUUGAACUAAAGUUGCUAUAGUUGUAAGUGAGGACUUGGUGGACUGUACAUUCUUUAGGUUAGGUUUUACUUUGUGUUCGGUCCCGUGUACUGUUAAGGGCACAGAUGACAGACCGGUAGGAUUCCAGUUGAGGUGGUUUAAUAAUGCUGAACAUGCACAGGCACGGAACAGCACCGCACUGUGUAUGUAGUAUGGAUGGGCUAAGGCACUUAGUGGUCUGGCAACUUGCUUCAACCAAAGUGUGUGUGUAUAUAUCAACAAGGACGCACACUGGCCU